Paramecium tetraurelia is the source of this 846-nucleotide messenger RNA. RefSeq lists its product as uncharacterized. The transcript has 5 exons. Lineage: Eukaryota; Ciliophora; Oligohymenophorea; Peniculida; Parameciidae. Gene Ontology annotation, cellular component: axoneme; radial spoke. Gene Ontology annotation, biological process: axoneme assembly; cilium movement involved in cell motility; motile cilium assembly. The record is from RefSeq and is a predicted model, not a curated record.
AUGAAUAUCUCAUUUAAUGAUUUGAAAUUUGUGUAACAAAUAGGCUAGACCCUUAAUCUUGAAGAAAGAAUGAGAUUACAAUUAGCAAUACUCAAAAUCCAAGAACAUUAUGUUUUUGACGAAGUCCUAUUUUGGGGUAGAGUUGAAGGAGUAGAAAAAGAUUAUUACAUAGCCCUUGGAAUUCAAUACAAAGGACAGUAUGAAUUCCCAUUGAAGAAAUUCUUUUGGAGUUCCAAUAAUUAUCAUUUUGCUGAAUUACCAAAAUACAAUGAAGAAUUCGCCUAAAGGGCUGAAACUCUAAGAGAGCCCUUUACAGGAUAGCACGAACACAUAGUAUUUAGAACAGAUGAAGAAAUUAAUUUUGAAGACUCACUAGAAAUUCCUGCGUAACUGCCAGCUAAAAAUUUCUCAGAAUUGGAGAGAUUAUCCUAUGUAGUUUAAUCUAUUGAAUUUCAAUGUGCCUCAAUUCCGGUUGGCUCUUAUAGAUUAACCCCAACUCACGAAUUGAUCAAGACAGCCUUUAAGGGUGUCACUGCAGAAUUGAAAAACUAUUAACAUUUCAGACAACCCAUCAGAAAGGAUAAGCAAGAUCUUAUAGCUCGAGAUGAAGCCUUAUACAGACCUGACUUCCUGGAUUCUUUAGUUGACGAUACUCCAUAUAAUUAAUGGUCAGUCUAAACAGACUCCACCAAAAGAAAUAUUACAAUUAGAAAUUUAAUAUGGCCAGGAUAUUUAGGCUAUAAUAAUGAUUAUACAUUUGGAUAUGCAUAUUUUGGAGAUGGAAUUAAAAAUUCAGAUUUUGAAUUCUUAUUAUGAUUUCCAACAGAUAUUAUAUUUUGUUAUUUG